Branchiostoma floridae (Florida lancelet) is the source of this 1080-nucleotide messenger RNA. RefSeq lists its product as uncharacterized. The record is from RefSeq and is a predicted model, not a curated record. Lineage: Eukaryota; Metazoa; Chordata; Leptocardii; Amphioxiformes; Branchiostomatidae. The coding region runs from base 150 to 881 and encodes 243 amino acids. The transcript is spliced from 4 exons.
GUCUGGAUGCAAUAAACCAGAACCAAAAGACCCUUAAAAACAAUCAUGAUCCAAUACACCACACGAUAGAAUCCUCAAUAGAUGCAGAGGAUCCAAUACAAUCAACCCUAGAAGCCUUGAGGAAAGAUGUAGAUGAAAUACACCACGACAUGGAAGCUCUGAAGAAUGAUAAGGAUACAAAACACAACACCUUGGACACCUUGAUGAAAGAAGCUCACCUUCUCAACAACAUUGAGUGGAUUAAUUUGACGGACAGUGGGACUGUGAGUGUCAGCAUCAGCACACUCGACCACAGCAUCAGCACACACUGCCACUGUGGAAAUCACCGUCCUUUGGAAGUGCCAAAUCCCAGGAGGGAAUACGUGACUCUCGAAUGUGUACUGCUUAUGCAAUGUGUAUGUCUCUGCUGUGUGCUUCCCCUCACAAUCCUGUCAAUGCAGUCGCAUUAUAAGGUCAGGAAGGGACUACCUGAUGAUAGUAAUCAAACCAUGGGAAAGGCCAAAGAGGAGAUUAUGAUCUGCCAUGGAGCAUCAACACAUGACAUCGAUAUCACAGCUGUAUUUGGACAUGGAACCCAUGUGAAGGGUGCAAGUGAGUCAAAGGAACAGGAUACCUUUGUUAAAGGAACAGCACGGCUGUUCCAACAAGCAGUCCAAGCUGUCGACUUUGCCAACUAUGGAGUGCAGUUUGGCCUCUCAGACCAUGAGAUACACCACAUCGUCAACACAGAAGCUGUCGCCGUGCAAGAGCAGGCUGCCAAGAAGUACCAGGCUUGGAACAGGGAUGGCCAGAAGGGGAGGGAGAGUGACUUAAGGGAUGACGUAGUGGCUGAAAGAAUCCAGCAGCUCCCUCGCAUGUUGUCUCAGUAUAAGCGGGAGUAAUAAGCUUAGCAAUGAUGGGCAAGCAAAGUACAUCAAGCUAACUGAUCUGAAAAAUAUUCCUUGCCAAAACAUUCCGUGGAGAAUAAUUUCUGCAAACCGUAAGACAUUUCAUGUGCAGGUGAAGAGCAGAUAUUGUUGUAAUGUAUCUGUGUGCAGACUGCAGUGACUGUAGACCUUGUAUAGGACUGUGUGAUGUUAU